AUGGAUACCGCGAUCACCGCUGUGUUUGCGCCUACCACGCACGAAGAUGUGACGUCCGCUGUCAUCUCAGACCUCGUAUCGCUCGCGCGCAGCUCCGAGAACCGCUGUCCGCACGCAGACGCGCUGGCACGCGCUCUGGCUGUUGUGUCUCAAUGCUACAGCGUCCCGGUGCCUUCGAGUGCAGCGUCGGGCAUCCCGAAGGCGUUGACGGACGUUUGUGACUUGCUACAGCGCCACCGACUUUAUGCAAAUGAUAACACGCCGUCUGUGUAUACGCCCGAGCAGUGCGUAGCGAUCGAGAAUGGAUUGCGGUUGCUGUGGACGCACGUGACGACGUAUCAGCUACACGCUGCACUGAUUGACGUGGUGCGCAUCAUCGACUUCAUGCCGCGUGCUGUGGCCUUCUGGAAGCAGAUGAAGAAGCGGACGGUGCGUGAAAUUAUUCAAAGAGGACCCAUGCAGUGGAUACUGUCGCGUGCGCAGAGAAUCACGGUCGGAGAGAGGAUCCGAAGCCUGCAAGAGACACUGGAGGCACAUUUGAGGAAGAUUGGAAUGCUGAAGGAGCUGACGACAAGGUGUUCGAGUACAUUUGCGGACUACGAGCAAUUGGCGGAGAGGAUGAAGGAGGGCAUGGCAAUGUUAGAGUUUGUGUACAGCACCAACGGCAUUUGUCCUCCUCGUAAAGGACACGGAGCUUUCAAGGCCCAAGACCCCAUUCUCUUCACUGCAUUUUACUUUGAUGCCAACAUCUUCGAGAAAGGGUGCAAUGGGAUAACUACCGGCGACGACGUAAUGAGCUCGCUGCGUCGAGUAGAGAGAAACGUGGCUGCGUUCCGCUCUGCACAGACGCAGUUUUCUCGGUGUUUCCAAGCAGCUAUGGCGCCGUGCCGUCCUCCGUCGAAGAUUCGUCAACGUUGGCUUCAGGUCGCAGCUGUGGCGAUCUGCCUCACUGCUGGAGGCUUCUGGGUGGUGAAUAACCAGAAAGGGUUCCAGGCUGGCAUUGUUGCGAUGCGUGCGGCGCUGCAAGAGUUCUUCAACGAACACAUGAUUGAGCCUCUCCAAGCUAUCUUCGAAGAAGUGGUGCUGAACCAGAAGCCAGAGAUCCAGGACGCCAUGGCGCUACUAGACACGAAGGAGAGUCUGCGUCGCAUGUUGUCGGAUUUCGUCAAGGACACGAACCCCAAGGUGCCAUCUGCAGAGAUGAAGCGCAUCAUGGACGAGAUGGACAUGUCGGUCGUGUCGCUGCAGUACGAGAAGCAGCUCGCUUCUGCCGUCAAGAACCUUAUGACGGGAGACAUCGUUCGCAUGCUUCUGAUUCAAGUGCAGUUCAUCAAGAAGGAGCUGAUGGUGGCCAUGGGAGCCAUCGACGAGUUGAUGCACGCCAACCAGCUCAACAUGCAGAUGAUGGCUACAGUCCCAACCUUCCUCGUCUUCGGUGGUUUGUACAAGCUGGUUACCUCGGCCUUCCACAUGGUCUACAAGCGUAUGAGUGAUCGUCUGUUCUACGACUCCCACGAGAUUGCUGGCUUCCUGCGUAACAACUUGCGCGACAUCGAGCGUCUUCUGAACAAGCAGAACCGCGGCUCUGGCGUCAGUGAUGAGGCGGUGCUGGGCGUCCGCGACCUUGGCUUCCUCAUCCUGUUGCUGCAUCAAUUGCGUGAUCUGUUUGAAGCCUACCGCGCACUGUUCCAAGAAGAGGAACAAGAGCGGUUUGAAGAGGAUCUGGACGACCUCAUUGGAGAAGGUCUGCUGGUCUCGCAGCAGUUGGCUGUCAUCCAGCGCAUGUACCAUUCCCAUCCGUUCCUGUACAGUACAAAGGCCAACAAGACGCGCUGGAUUCUGGACUAA
Molecule: messenger RNA, 1848 nt
Organism: Phytophthora infestans T30-4
Lineage: Eukaryota; Oomycota; Peronosporomycetes; Peronosporales; Peronosporaceae
Exons: 3
Coding region: 1-1848 (615 amino acids)
Cellular component (GO): mitochondrial outer membrane
Source: RefSeq, a predicted model, not a curated record